AUGAAUAUGAUCUAACUGUUAUUCACUAAAUUUGCUGAUAUUUUAUUAACAUCAAGAGCAUACCCCUUCCUUUAAUACUAAUCCCAAAUCUAAAAUUAAACAAAAGAAAUUGGAAUUAUUUGGAAUAAAGAAAUAAACAUUAAUGUAUAACAAUUACUUAAAAAUAAUUGGAGAAGUUCUUAAACUAAUGAAAUGAUUGUUUAAUUUUUUCUAGAAAAAGAUGGAAAUUCUUUUUUAGUUGAAGAAUGGAGUCUUAUAUAAUCAUAAAGUAUCAUACUUAAUAUGCUUACUACCAAAAAGAACAAUUCCUUAAUCAAAUAAAUAACUAUUUGGUUACGAUCAGCUAUUGCUAUGAUGACUAUGACUACAAUAUUUUAAGAAGAAUUAAUUACAAAAUAAUAUAAAGUGACACAUAGUUUAUUAUUUUAUAAUAGAAAUACUAAAAAAAGAAGUGAUUGGAUAGAUGAUUCUAAAUUAUAAGUUAAAAAGAUUUCAACUAAAUUUCUAAGUCAACUCAACUUUUAAUUAACUAUAGCUUAAUAAGGAUAAUUAUAGAAUGUCUUAUAAAUUUAGAAAUAAAAAAUAAAUGAGUCUCCUUUAUUUAAAAGAUGUCGUUAUUUAUCAGAAUAAAUUGAUAUUAAAGAUCCACAAUUAAUUGAAAGAAAAAUGACAAUGGAUACUGAAUAUUAAGUUUAAUAAAGACAAGAAAAUCCUCCUAGGAUGUCACUUAAUAAUCUUUCUUUUGUUUCAAUAUAUUCAAAAAAAGAAGAAGUAGAACUAUUAUUUACACCUGAAGAAGCAGCAUAAAAAUUAAAAGAUAAGGCAUUUUUAGAAGAAGAUUAUGAAAUUAAUCUCAUGACUGGUGAUCCUAUGAAUAAUAAAUUAAAUUUAUCAAAUCAUGGAUAAUAAUUAGAAAAUAAAUCAUCAAUUUUAAACUUUCCUGUUUGUAUCUAAAAUGAAUUACUUAUUUCAUAGAUUAUGUUAUCUUAAAAACUUUCAAAUGAAGAAAAAAUUAAUUAAUCAAUUUUAUUAGAUACUUUAAAGAAUAUUCAGUAAGAAUCAAAAAAUAAAAGAAUUAGAUCAAUUUAAAUAAACAGAUUAUUAAGUUUUUAUAGAUAAAUUUGUUGA
This is a messenger RNA of Paramecium pentaurelia, 1128 nucleotides long. The record is from the annotation of a GenBank genome assembly. Lineage: Eukaryota; Ciliophora; Oligohymenophorea; Peniculida; Parameciidae.